This is a messenger RNA of Schistocerca serialis cubense, 804 nucleotides long. RefSeq lists its product as uncharacterized. The transcript has a single exon. Bases 1 to 804 code for a protein of 267 amino acids. The record is from RefSeq and is a predicted model, not a curated record. Lineage: Eukaryota; Metazoa; Arthropoda; Insecta; Orthoptera; Acrididae.
AUGCGAAGGUCCAGGGGGUUUGCCCGACAGGUAGCCGCCGCUGCCGCCGCCAUGCGAAGGUCCAGGGGGUUUGCCCAGCAGGUAGCCUCCGCCGUGCGAAUGUCCAGGAGGUUUGCCCGGGAGGUAGCCGCCGCCGCCGCCGUGCGAAGGUCCAGGUGGUUUGCCCCGGAGGUAGCCGCCGCCGCCGCCGCCGCCGCCGCCGCCGCCGCCGCCGCCGCCGCCGUGCGAAGGUCCAGAUGGUUUGCCCCGGAGGUAGCCGCCGCCGCCGCCGCCAUGCGAAGGUCCAGGUGGUUUGCCCCGGAGGUAGCCGCCGCCGCCGCCGCCAUGCGAAUGUCCAGGCUUGCCCGGCAGGUAGCCACCGCCGCCGCCAUGCGAUGGUCCAGGUUUGACCGGCAGGUAGCCGCCACCAUGCGAAGGUCCAGGUUUGCCCGGCUGGUAGCUGCCACCAUGCGAAGGUCCAGGUUUGCCAGGCAGGUAGUCGCCACCAUGCGGAGGUCCAGGUUUGCCCGGCAGGUAGUCGCCACCAUGCGGAGGUCCAGGUUUGCCCGGCAGGUAGUCGCCACCAUGCGGAGGUCCAGGUUUGCCCGGCAGGUAGUCGCCACCAUGCGGAGGUCCAGGUUUGCCCGGCAGGUAGUCGCUACCAUGCGGAGGUCCAGGUUUGCCCGGCAGGUAGUCGCCACCAUGCGGAGGUCCAGGUUUGCCCGGCAGGUAGUCGCCACCAUGCGGAGGUCCAGGUUUGCCCGGCAGAUAGUCGCCACCAUACGAAGGUCCAGGUUUGCCCGGCAGGUAGUCGCCACCAUAUGA